AUGGAGGACUCGUUGGCCUGGCAGGCCGCCGUAGGAGUCGUCCUUGGUGUUGGAAAGCUCGCGAGAGGAGCAGCGUUUGACAAGCACAGCAACUGCCUCUUCUACACAAGCGGCACCCCAGCCAUGUACUUGCGACCUGGGUGCCAGCAGCAGCUUCACGUUGUCGAACUGCUGCUGGACGUGCUCGAAGAGGAAGAGCUUGUAGAUGACGUGAUCGAACUCGUGCUUGAUGUGCUGGAACUGGAAGUACUCGUGCUUGACGAUGACGAACUGGAUGUGCUCGUGCUCGAUGUGGUGGUAGUACUGCUGGACGUGCUUGUUGUGGAUGUGCUGGAGGUUGAUGUAGUGCUGCUCGAACUGGUUGAACUGGAUGUGCUGGUACUUGAAGUUGUCGAGCUGGAUGUGCUGGUGCUUGAUGUGCUGGUGGUGCUGCUAGAUGUGGUUGUUGUGGAUGUGCUGGAGGUUGACGUGCUGGUGCUGGAACUGGUUGAACUGGAUGAGGUCGUGCUGGACGUCGUCGAACUGGAUGUGCUGGUAGUUGAAGUACUGCUGGUGCUGCUGGAUGUGCUUGUUGUGGAUGUACUAGAGGUGGAGGUGCUGCUGCUGGAACUCGUAGAGCUUGAUGUGCUCGUGCUUGAUGUGCUUGUGCUGGAUGUGCUCGUCGUACUGCUAGAAGAACUGGCAGUGGACGUGCUGCUGCUCGAUGUGCUGGUCGUGGACGUGCUGGUGCUGCUACUGGAAGUGCUAGUCGUCGAAAAGGUUGUACUCGACGUGGAUGUGGUGGUCGCUGUUGUGCUCGAGCUGGAUGAACUCGAGCUGGAUGUGCUACUGCUUGUUGUGCUAGAAGUGGACGAGGUUGAGCUCGAGCUUGAUGUUGUUGAGCUGGAUGUGCUCGACGCUGUUGCACUAGAGCUUGAAGUUGUGGUGGUAGAGCUGGAAGUGGCUGUCUUGGAUGUGCUGGUACUGGUUCGUGUCGUCCUGCUCGUUGAAGUUGUGCUGCUGGAAGUGCUGCUGGUAGUCGUGCCUGUGAGGGAUGUGCUGGACACCGGGAUGGAUGUAACAGUGCUGGAGGUGCCAGUCACCGUGGCACUGGUCGUGGAAGUAGUUGUACCUGAUGUGCUGGCUGUAGACGUGCUUGUUGUUGUUGUGCUCGUACUGGAUGUGCUGGUUUGCGAGGUACUGGAUUGGGUGCUUGAUGUUGAAGUCGCACUGGUCGUGGUCUGCGACGUGCCUGUGUUUGUCGAACUAGUUGUAGAAACGCUCGUGCUUGUCUGUGAGGUGGACGAUGUCGAAGUGCUAGUGCUUGAUGUGCUCGUGCUCGAAGAUGUGGUGCUUGACGUGCUUGAACUUGUGCUUGAAGUAGAGGAACUGGAUGUGCUGCUGCUUGUGGUGGUGGAGCUAGAUGUGGUGGUGCUGGAACUGCUGGUGCUGGAGGUACUGGUGGUCGAGGUGCUUGAGCUUGUGCUUACACUAGUAGCAGUAGAUGUGCUGCUGCUGGACGUAGCAGUACUCGAGGAACUGGUCGUGGCUGUGCUGGUGCUGGUAGUUGACGUCGUGGAAGUCGAGGUGCUGCUGCUUGUGGUGGUGGAGCUCGACGUGCUCGUGCUAGAGGAGCUCGAGCUAGACGUGCUUGAGCUGGUGCUUGACGUAGAUGAGGUGGAAGUGCUGGUGCUGGACGAGGUGGUGCUGGUCGAGCUUGAACUGGUGCUGGAAGUGCUUGAAGUGGAUGUGCUGCUAGUCGACGUCGUAGAGGAAGAUGUGCUGGUGGUUGAAGUGCUGCUGGUGCUGCUGGAUGUGCUUGUCGUGGAUGUGCUGGACGUGGACGUGGUGCUGCUGGAACUCGUAGAGCUUGCCGUGCUCGUGCUUGUCGUACUCGCGGUGCUGCUGGAUGUGCUGGAGGUUGAUGUAGUGCUGCUCGAACUGGUUGAACUGGAUGUGCUGGUACUUGAAGUUGUCGAGCUGGAUGUGCUGGUGCUUGAUGUGCUGGUGGUGCUGCUAGAUGUGGUUGUUGUGGAUGUGCUGGAGGUUGACGUGCUGGUGCUGGAACUGGUUGAACUGGAUGAGGUCGUGCUGGACGUCGUCGAACUGGAUGUGCUGGUAGUUGAAGUACUGCUGGUGCUGCUGGAUGUGCUUGUUGUGGAUGUACUAGAGGUGGAGGUGCUGCUGCUGGAACUCGUAGAGCUUGAUGUGCUGGUGCUUGAUGUGCUUGUGCUGGAUGUGCUCGUCGUACUGCUAGAAGAACUGGCAGUGGACGUGCUGCUGCUCGAUGUGCUGGUCGUGGACGUGCUGGUGCUGCUGCGCGACGUGCUCGUCGUCAAGCUGGCUGUACUCGAUGUGGAUGUGGUGGUCGCUGUUGUGCUCGAGCUGGAUGAACUCGAGCUGGAUGUGCUACUGAUUGUUGUGCUAGACGUGGACGAGGUUGAGCUCGAGCUUGAUGUUGUUGAGCUGGAUGUGCUCGACGUUGUUGCACUAGAGCUUGAAGUUGUGGUGGUAGAGCUGGAAGUGGCUGUCUUGGAUGUGCUGGUACUGGUUCGUGUCGUCCUGCUAGUUGAAGUUGUGCUGCUGGAAAUGCUGCUGGCAGUCGUGCCUGUGAGGGACGUGCUGGACACGGUUAUAGAUGUGAUAGUGCUGGUAAUGCUCGUCGCUGUCGUACUUGUUGUAGAUGUGACUGUGUUCGACGUGUUGGUUUUCGUGGUGCUGGCUGUCGUCGAACUGCCUACCGUGUUAGAUGUACUCGUGCUUGAAGAGCUAAUCGUGCUUGUACUCGUCUUGGAGCUCGAGCUAGACGUGCUUGAGCUCGUGCUUGACGUAGAUGAGGUGGAAGUGCUGGUGCUCGACGAGGUGGUGCUGGUCCAGCUUGAACUGGUGCUCGAAGUGCUUGAAGUAGAUGUGCUGCUAGUCGACGUCGCAGAGGAAGAUGUGCUGGUGGUUGAAGUGCUGCUAGUGCUGCUGGAUGUGCUUGUCGUGGAUGUGCUGGACGUGGACGUGGUGCUGCUGGAACUCGUAGAGCUUGACGUGCUCGAGCUUGAGGUUGUGCUUGAUGAACUUGUGCUGGUCGAACUUGUGCUUGAACUGGAGGUGGUGCUGCUCGAUGUACUCGUCGAAGAUGAGCUGGAUGUGCUUGUUGUGCUGGUGGAUGUACUGCUGCUGGAACUGCUUGAACUGGAUGUGCUGGUGCUCGAGGUGCUGGUGCUGGUCGAGCUUGUGCUUGAUGUGCUCGAGCUACUGCUUGAGGAAGAUGAUGUCGAAGUGCUAGUGCUUGAUGUGCUCGUGCUCGAAGAUGUGGUGCUUGACGUGCUUGAACUUGUGCUUGAAGUAGAGGAACUGGAUGUGCUGCUGCUUGUGGUGGUGGAACUAGAUGUGGUGGUGCUGGAACUGCUGGUACUCGAGGUGCUGGAGCUUGUAGAAGAAGUCGUAGAUGUAGACGUGCUGCUGCUGGACGUGCUGCUGGUCGAGGAAGUUGUUGUGGUUGCACUGGUGCUGGUAGUAGAUGUCGUGGAAGUCGAGGUGCUGCUGCUUGUGGUGGUGGAGCUCGACGUGCUCGUGCUAGAGGAGCUCGAGCUAGACGUGCUUGAGCUCGUGCUUGACGUAGAUGAGGUGGAAGUGCUGGUGCUCGACGAGGUGGUGCUGGUCGAGCUUGAACUGGUGCUCGAAGUGCUUGAAGUGGAUGUGCUGCUAGUCGACGUCGUAGAGGAAGAUGUGCUGGUGGUUGAAGUGCUGCUGGUGCUGCUGGAUGUGCUUGUCGUGGACGUGCUGGAGGUUGACGUAGUGCUGCUGGAACUCGUAGAGCUUGACGUGCUCGUGCUUGAUGUGCUUGUGCUGGAUGUGCUUGUGCUUGAUGAUGUCGAACUCGAUGUGGUGGUACUAGAUGAGCUGGUAGAACUGCUGGAUGUGCUGGAGGUUGAUGUAGUGCUGCUCGCACUGGUUGAACUGGAUGUGCUGGUACUUGAAGUUGUCGAGCUGGAUGUGCUGGUACUUGAUGUGCUGGUGGUGCUGCUAGAUGUGGUUGUUGUGGAUGUGCUGGAGGUUGACGUGCUGGUGCUGGAACUGGUUGAACUGGAUGAGGUCGUGCUGGACGUCGUCGAACUGGAUGUGCUGGUAGUUGAAGUACUGCUGGUGCUGCUGGAUGUGCUUGUUGUGGAU
Symbiodinium necroappetens is the source of this 4143-nucleotide messenger RNA. The record is from the annotation of a GenBank genome assembly. Lineage: Eukaryota; Dinophyceae; Suessiales; Symbiodiniaceae.